This is a messenger RNA of Stylonychia lemnae, 5421 nucleotides long. Lineage: Eukaryota; Ciliophora; Spirotrichea; Sporadotrichida; Oxytrichidae. The record is from the annotation of a GenBank genome assembly.
AUGUCUAGUGGAAAGAGAAAAAAAUCUUUAUUUGUCUUGGACGAUGAGCCAGUGCCAAUCAAUGAUACUCCUAUAUUUAAUUCUUAGGAUCCAUUGCUGACUAAGAACAAUAAGUUAUAUUCCUUAGAAAAUAAUGAAUAGGCUAAAACAGCUGCAAAUAAUGAUAAUAUUAUUAAUAACACAAAUUCAUAAUCAGUUGUAGGUUCUAUAUAUUCAAAAGCUCUAUAAAAUAGACUUUCUAAGAUCUAAAUAACAGCGAUUAUCUUAGGGAUUGUUUUUAAAAAAUCUGAUAAAAAGUAAGAACCCUUUAUCUAUAAUCCGAUUUCUAAUCCUUACUAAUUGAUGCAAAUUAAUGAAAAUUCAUUUGGGAUUAGAUCUUACAGGCUGAGAGCCAAUACUAGUACCGAAAAUUUUAUGGAUGCAAUAAAUUACUCUCAAAGUAAGGCAUAGCUUAAUUAAGACUUAUUAAACAGAAACAAUUUGAAAAAGUAUAAAAUGGGUUUGAACUGGAAUUAAUUUGGUUUUCAGUACAUUCAAACUAACAGUACAUAAAAACUUAUAGGGCAAACUCCUAAUUCCUCUAUUUAGAGUUAAUACUGGAGAAUAUUUGAUAAAGAUACGAAUUACGAGAUGAUAAGCACUUAAGCACAAUAAUUGGCAUUAAUGAGCUAGUUCUCUGUUCAAGGUUUAAAAAUUUAAGGCUUGAAAUUAUUUGGGCUAGGCGAAAGUAAUAAUCCUGACUUUUUCCUAAAAUCGGGAAACCAUACUAUAUAUCCAAUGAGUCAAGAUUAUAGCAGAGGUAAAGGAGCCCAUCCAUUCUUAAUGGCCCAACUUAAUAACAAUAAAUUCAUAGGAAUCUAUGUCUUUAAUUCUAAUCCUCUGCAAUUUGAAAUUUUUUAUAACUAUACUGAAAAUUAUUCUGUAGUGAACAUUAUGAGUAUGGGUUGUGGUAUUGAAUUAUUAUUCUUUGUUGGGUCUACAUUUUAACGAGUAGUUUAAAACUUUCAUUAUUUCAUAGGUACUCCAAAAAUAAUUCCUUAUUGGUCGCAAGGUUUGAUAAUGAGAAGCUCUUUAUUCAAAGAUAGCUAAUUUGUUAUUGAUACUUUAAAUAAUUUGACCAGUAAUGGUUUUCCAUUAGAGACUAUUUCAUUUUAAGAGAAUGCUUUGAUUUACAUGAAAAAUCUAGAGUUUAAUGAUUUACUUUUAAACAUAUCAAGAUAUUUCCCAUAAAUGUAGUUCUUGCUCCCAUUUUCCUAUUUCAUCAGCGAGUCAGACUAAGUUGCUAAAGAUUAAUCUCUAGAUUAAUGUGUAUAAAUUAACGAGGAUGAAAUAUUAAAAAUAAGUUUAAAUGGAGAAGAGGGAUAUUGCCUUGAUCCUUUUAAUUAGAAUAGCACUAUGAAGUAUUUAUCAGAAUUGCUUUAAAAUUAAGAGCUUUCAUCAAGGGGAUACUGGCUUUCAAACAACCUUCCAAAAGCAGAUAAAAUAGUAAAUAAAUUCGAAAAGGAUUCAGCAGAUGAAAGCUUCCAAUUUAAUCCAGAUGGAGUUGAUCUUGAAUAAGAUACGAUUCCUAUGAGAUCGUACCAUAAGGAUGAUGAAGGUAAUAAGAUAUAUCAUCAUCAAGUGCAUUCUACAUUUGGUUCAUACUUUGCAAAAGUUUUCUAAUAGAGUUUUGAUUUUCAAUCAAGUCAAAGGUAGCCAUUCAUAAUUUCAGAUAGCACAUUUCCAGGCUUGGGUUAGUAUGGAAUAUCUCAUAUAUUUAAUCUAGCUCCCUAGACUAUGGAUGAUUUAUAGAUUUUACUAAGCAAUAUGAUAAGUUUUAGUGUUUAUGGACUUCCAAUUUCUACUUCCUUACUAUGUUAAAAUGAUUUGAGUGAUACUGCAAGAAUAAGCCAAGAGUUAUGUGCUAGACAGUUUUAAUACUCAGUACUAUCACCCUUAACUAUAAUUCAGAAUAUUAAUGCUGAGAGUUCAAUAACCUCAUUUGAUAAUACCUUUUAAGAAAGCAUAAAAGAAUCGAUUACAUAAAGAUACAGAUACCUAAAUUAUUAAAGAACUGAGCUUUAUAAGAUAUAGAAGUAUGGAGGAUCUUUGAUAUAGCCCUUAUUUACAGUAUAUUCUGAUGAUAUUAAGAUCUAAAAUCAAAGCAUGCUUAAUUUCCUAUAAUUUGGGUAAAAUAUUAUAUCAUUCUUGCCACUUAGCAAUUAGACUGAUUAAACUGAAGUCUAUUACCCUGGAAGCAAACUUAUAAAUCUUGAAACUAUGGAUAUUCUUAAGACUUAUAUUGGAUAGAGUCUUAGAUUCAAUAUAAGUAAUAACUUUGGUAAAAUUGGGAUGUUUUAAAUUGGCAUUAGUACUGUCAUUGCUUUUUAAAACACAUCCAAAUACUAAGUACAGCAAGCAAAUAAUCUUAAAGAUAUUCCAAUAAUCCUAUCAGUUGCCUUAGAUGGAUAUUUUGGCUAUGCUUUAGGCUAGGUAUAUAUUGAGUAAGGGUCGUAAGAGUCUCAUUUGACAGAGUUUUACGAGAUAAAGGUUUCAGACAGUAUUAUAUCAUUCAAGUAAUAAAAUAAUGGAUCUUGUUAGAAUGUUCAGUCAACAAAUAUUGAAAAAAUCUAUUUGACUUUCCUAGAUAAAACUGUCUCAGCUGCUUGUGCUAUUCUUGGAGACCUAUAAACUGUUUAAAGUCUUUACAUCACUGAAUAAAAUAUUUCACGAGGAUAAGUAGUAAUCUAGCCUAAUAAUCCUAAUGAUGCUAAUGACAAGUCAACAAUUUAGAUUAAUAACCUAGCUUUUAUAAUGUAUGGAGACUCUAGUCUUAAAUGUGAUUAAAGUAUGUUUUAACUCCAGUUAGAUGAGAUUCUGAUAGACUAAGAUUAUACUUUCCAAGCUAAGGUGAUCUAAAAGAUAAGUGCCUUAUACAAAGGAUGGUCUCCGGCAUAAUAUUUUAAUAUAACAUUGCUCUCUGAUAAUUCCCUCUAUAUCAUGAUGAAUUCUUAGUAAAAUCAGCUUAAAGAUCCCUUGGCUAAAAUCUAUGAUCGAAGUUUUGCAGAUUUUAAAAAUAUUGGAAAAUCAUUUACUCUUAAAGACAUAUUGACUUAUGGACAAGAUCCUUUUUAUAUUUAAAUCAAUCAUCCUAUUAAGAAAGAUAAGAUAUUAUUCUCUACAAAAGAUUCUCUAAGUUUCUACCAUAUUGAUUUUAACUUAGUAAAUUAUCAAUAGCCCUCUUCUGACUAGAAUGUGUUCUAUGGUAUUGGUGAGAGGAAUGGCUAAUUCUUUUUGUAGGAUAAAUACACCUAUGCACUAUUCAAUAAUGAUAAUAACAUCCCAAAUAAUUAUUAAUCAAAUGGGCGAGUCUAUGAAUAUGGGAAGAAUGGACAUCUACCAAUUAUUUACAGUCAAUUAACUUAAUCAACAAUAACAACUGCAGUAAUUAUUUAUACUUCUCAAGGCUCAGAAAUUUCAUAUUUUAAAUAAAAUGGUCUCCCAAGAAUUUCUCUCCUUUAGUCAAAUACUUAAACUGAGUUUGCCUUAGUCUUUGAUGAUAUUUCAAGUAUCUAGUAGUAAGUCUUCAAACACAUAAAACUUGGAUCUCUUUUUUAGAAAAGCAAGCAGAUCUAGAAUAGUGUCCUGCCUCCUUUAGAGUCAUUCUUUGGAGUCUUUCACAUGUUUAAGAACCAAGAUAACAUAACAAGCUUUACUCAGAAUUUAGUUAAUGAUACCUAAUUACCUAUUGAGGGGUUUGUUCUUAAUAUGGACUCAUUGGAUGGAUAUAAAUCUAUGACAUUUAACUAAACUAAAUAUACUAAUCUUUAGUAGGACCUUGCCUACUUAUCUUAAAACAACAUGAAAAUUUUCUAAAUAUCUAAGAGUGGAUUUUCAACUACUGUAAAUGAUAGUUAUUUUAACUACAUUUUGGAAUAAAAUCUAUCGAUCAGAGCACCAUUUCCAGAUUACUCUGAUAAUAAACCCCAAUAUGGUUAUGAUUAGUAAGGAUAAGUUAUAUACGUUGAUUAUUCUCUGGACUAAUCAAGUUAGCUGUUGUCAAAUAUGAUUAAUGAUUUCUCAUUAAAAUACAAUCUUCAAAAUUAGUAUGGUGUUUAACUUAAAAAUAAUGAGAUAUCUGAUGUUUUUUGCAAAGAUGGCAUGUGCUAUAAAGAAGACUAUGAUGGUAGAAAUAUUUACUGGAUUGCCAAGCCAGGUAAUAUUGAAAUGACCAUGAAUACAUUCGGUUAUGCCUUCAGAGAUAUUGGUAGAGAGGACUAAUUCCACAAUCUUAAUGGUCUCAUGGAACAGAUUCAAUAUUCAAAUUUAAAUCUUCAAUAAAAUUAGCCCCCAUUAUUAAGCGACAGUAUUGCACUAGGCUCAGGAUUAUUGGGGUUUGUAGGUAAAAUUGCAAAUUAUCACAAUUUUGAUUUAAGUGAUGCAGCAUUAACUACUUAAAGUCUAUAGUAACUAAACAUUUUAGGAAUGCCACUAUUCAGCUAUUCAUUUGACUUAGAAGAUGUUGAUUUAUAGAGUUAAAAUUUCAAUAGAACUUUUUACUCUUAUCUAAUUCAAAGCACAUUCUCAACUAUUACAGUUUAAAAUCUUUAUCCUUUCAUUUAAGACUCAGAUAAAAUUAAAGAUAUCUAAUUUUUCAACAAGAUUAAAUAUAUGCUAUUGAGAUAUACUAGGACUUAAGUUUAUGUCUAACUUAAUACUGGUAAACCAGUUAUUAAACCUUUGUUUCAUGACUACCCUAAUGAUCAAUAGGCAUAUGAUCUAGUAAAUAAAUAGUACAUGUUUGGAGAAAGUAUCAUAGUUUAAAUUGAUUAAUCUAUUAGACCAUAAUCAUAGAUUUACUUUCCUCAAGGCUAUUGGUGUUCUAUCUAUUACUUUGAAAACCAAACAAGCUGUUUAUACUUUAGCAAAGGUACUUAUUACUAACCUAAGCAAAAUGAUCCAUAUAGAAUUUACCUCAAGUAAGGUACAGUAAGUCCAUUUUAAGAUGUCUUUGGGUCAUAUUAAUAAGGGUAAAUUUUGAAUUCAAAGUAUUUAUAAUAAUUGACUAUUGAUUUACAUAUAAUGCCUAACUUUGAUUUAAAUGGAAAAGCAAGUGCAAUCGGCUAAAUUUUGAUUCAUGGUUAUGAUUCUAAGUAUAAUGGCUUUUGUUUUAUUGAAAUGAAACUUAUUAAUGAUAUUUUAGCAUUUACUGAUACCUCACCUGAUAUUAAAAUAUCAAAUAACAUCAAGUGCAAUUACUAAGGCUUUUACCUUGGAAAGAUAUUUAUUUACUUUGAUAGUAAGAUAUCUUACAAAUCAGCAAAAAUAAACAACCUACUAGAUAUGGAAGUUAUGCCAUCAGGAUAAGAUAUUUCUCAAUUAUAAUCACCAAAUAGCUUCUUGCAUCUAUCAGAUAUCAAUAAUAUUACAUUCAGACAAUGA